GCGUAUCGUUCACUUGUCAUAACCUCGCGUCUUAGUUCACAUUUUAAACCCGACGGAGCAAAUUCUCUUCAAAAUCAUAACUAAUUCUUUCUCAAAAAUUAUUGAGGAUUAAAUGAAGGAUCCGAAGGAGUUGUGCGUGAGCCCUGGGAUGGUAUAGGCGUCGAAUUUAGCUGAAAGUUUAAGUGUGAUUUGUAAAAAAACGGCCACAACACAAGCCAGCGCUUCCUCGCGACAGCGUGAAAGGACAUCGAGGUCUUUUGUAUGGACUUGGAUAGAAAUCUUUCCUGGUUUCAUAGAAAGCUUGGAAGGUAUGACAAAGCUUCUUGGGAAAGAACCUUUGAGGAACAAGAACAAGAACAGAGCUCCCUACAAAUCACAAAGAAACCUGGAAGUUUAAAACCUGAGCUGAUAGAUGUCGAUCUUGUUGUGGGAUCAACAUUCCACAAAGCCAAACCAGUUCACACAUGGCUCGCAGUUGCCAGGAAAGGAAUCAUCCGGGUCAUCCUGUAUCCAUUUUAUCAUCAAUGGUGGAAACAGCAGACCUCUACAAAGCUCUUCUUCGUUUUUCUCUUUCUGUAUUUUUGUGAGAUUCUUGUCCUCAUUGUGUAUCUGACCGACUAUGAGAGUCGUAUGAAGGUUGUCUCAUGGACAGAGGCAUAUGGACCUGGACUGAUGAUGAUAUUGCUUGGCAUGCUCCACUUCCACUUGGUAUCUACAGACCAUUCCGAGAAUAUCCGAAGGAGAAGAAAAACUAAACACAUUAAAAAGCGACGUAGCAGCAGAACAAAGCGUCAAUCGAGCUGUGAGCGCGACAAAGCAAAGAAUGGUUUGAUUGAAAAUGUGGCUUCAUUAGGUGUGAAUUGCACCACAGUGAGAAGGAGAAAUGGCAACAGUAACCUCAGUGACCAAGAUAUGGAUGCCUUACAUGACAGCAGAUCAGCGGAGAUGAACGGCUCAGUCCCCACACAGCAAGACCAGGAGCAUGAUGGUUACCGCUCAGAGGAUGAGGAUUCAGAGAGUAGCGACUCCACAGACUCCACCUCUGAGAGUGACGUUAGUGAGAUGGUUAUGGAGAGUACUAACGAGGAGGACCCAUUUGCAUGGGAUAAGAAGAGUGGUGACAGCGAUGUCAGUAUUCCACCCCCACCCAUCGCAGAGAGAGUGAUGGUAUCAGUAUGGGAGGUGAAGCAACUGAAGAAAGCUCAGAUGACCCUUAUGGAGAUCAGCGCUGUCAUAGCGGCCAAAGUGGAGGCACAUAAGGGCAGUAAUGGCUAUAUCCACUUCAGCUGUUUUGUUUCUGUGGUGCUUGCUCUAGUGCCUCUGCUCUUCAGACUCAACAACACAAAGGACGUGCUGGACGACUCGUUGGGGGAGAUUUUGUGUGUCAUGUUCGGUUACUCAGCUUGGUCGCGUUUCAUCGUAGCGGCCAGUAUCUUCGAGCGUAUCAUCCUAAGUUUUUCUUUCUUCUUUCUGCUUUGUGUGGCCGAAAGGUCAUAUCGAGAGCGGUGUCUAUAUGCCAAGCUGUUUGGCUGGUUGACCUCGUCACGUAAGGCGCGAAGGGCGGGCCUGCCCCACUUUAGGCUCCACAAAGUCCGUAACAUCAAGACCUGGCUCUCGCUGCGCUCACUUCUCAAGCGCCGUGGGCCUCAGCGGUCAGUAGACAUGAUUGUCUCGUCGUCCUUUGUUCUUGGGAUUUCACUUGUCAUCAUCAUGUGUGUCCAGCUUGUCAAAGGGUCCGAGAAAGAGCGAUUCCUGUCGCUGCUUUUCAACUGGGAGGUCUCAGUCUGGUUCUUGGUUCUCUCUGUUUACGUGCUGCGCUUCAUGACACUCGGCUCCAAAAUCAACCGGAAGUAUCGAAACACGUCUGUUGUACUCACGGAACAGAUCAACCUGUACCUGCAGAUGGAAAAAUCCCCGCACAAGAAAGACGAGCUCAUGAUCGCGCAUAACGUGCUCAAGCUUGCCGCUAAACUACUCAAGGAAAUUGAAAGUCCAUUCAAGUUAUCCGGUCUGUCCAUGAACCCACUCUUGUACAACAUCACUCGUGUCGUGGUGCUGUCGCUUUUCUCCGGCGUCAUGUCGGAUCUGCUCGGAUUCCGACUCAAGAUUUGGAAAAUCAAGGCCUAACCAUCCUUUCGCCGCCGCACUGACCUAACAGAAAGUAAACGUUCUAUUGGAGGUUAGACAGAUCAUGUUAGCGGUCACCCUGUUGUGUUAUUAACCAGCCCCCCACGCAUGCUUGAUUGCCACAGGGAUUCCACUACAAAUAUAGUUUUGUUUUGAAGGCACGAUUCUUAGCAGAUUAGGUUUUAAAAAGAGUUUAUUUUGUUAUGUCAUUAUUUAUUGUACAGUAUACAGAUUAAUUUAUAGUAAUUUAUAUACACGGCCGAAAAAGGGGUUGUGAAACCACAGGCAUCCCACCCGUUUUAGUUUUCUUUUUCUUUUUUUUUUUGUAUAAGAUGGUUAUUUUGUUUGUUUUUGUUUAACGACACGUUCUUGCGUUUUUCUGUUAAUUACUCCAAUAUGCUUUUAGUCGUCUCGUUUUUUUAGACUUUAAAGAACAUCUGUCAGCCACCAUUGUUGUCAUCCCAGAAAAGUGAAAAAUCAUCCAUUUUCAUCGGCUCAAUUCGGGAGGCUGUUGCGACAUUGGUUAAUGAAUUUGGUUAAUGCAGUAUAAAGUUUUGCUUUUUAGUUGUUUUGGGAUGUUUUUCUCAUAAUUUGCCUCUUGGCUGAUAACAAUUAGAAAGGUGUGGCUGACAAUGGUUCUUUAAUGCCAAUAGUUCUCUAGUACCUGAAGACGAAGCUUGCUCCGAAAGUAACCUAAGAAGUCGAGAAUCAUUUACUAUAAUUUCUUAUAAUUGCGCCGUGGUUUAUUUGAAACCCACUGCCAAUCGACUGCAAAAACGUCUCGAGGAAGUGAUUGUCCUUAUUGCGACGAGCACUCGUGACCACAAAUCUAUCAGUAUCAGAACUGUAUAUUUCUUAUUAAAAGAAGCAUGUGCACGCAUUCCUUACUAAGGAAUAGUAAGAAAAAGCGUUUUCGCUCUAGUGUAUUUUACAGUACGACGCGCGCUACCGUGGCCACCUUGACAUAUUUUGAAGUAGCCCAAUAAGGAUGUGAGAAACGUGCUAUCGUUGAUAUUAACGUCACUAGCCAAUCAGCGUGACGAAAAAACAGAGCAUGAGCAACUUCGUAGUUGAAAAUCACCUAUUAAAGAAGUCCAAUUACGCCGCCAUUUUAUGCUCCCGCUCAAUAUGGAGUCACACAAAGCAUCCAUUUCCAUCGGCUAAUUCAAGCAGGUUACUGAAAUACUUUAAAUAAAACAUCGUUAAUAAGAUUUUAAAAACUUCAAUCGUGGGCUGUUAUUUCGCAGUUUUCUUGCAAAUAAACGGAUGUAUUUUCAGCUGUAAACAAUAAUAAAGGAGUGGUUGAUCGACAUUCUUUAAUUGGUAAACUUCCUUAAAACUUUGUCUUGGUGGCCAAUGUAGCACUCAUCGCACCAUAAUAAUAUUUAUUAGUUAAAACUAUCAGAGGAAAGCUCGGUUAACGAGGGAUUUAUGAAACUUUUAUCCCCAUCUCAACUGUAUUAUUUCAUGUAAAUAACAAAAGCAUGAUUAUUGAUUAUAUGAUUAUUAUAUUGGUUAUUAUAUAGGGCACAAUGCCGUUGCUAUGAAUUGCCUUGAAUGAUUAUGGAUCGUGUCCGGCAAAUGUCCGGUAUAAGUCCACUUAUCUCAAAUCAUUGUUAUUGCUGGUGCACCUUGUGAGCUUGCGAGUGUAUUUUGAUAAAUAUAUUAUUCUAGCUAUUGAAAAA
Molecule: messenger RNA, 3812 nt
Organism: Nematostella vectensis (starlet sea anemone)
Lineage: Eukaryota; Metazoa; Cnidaria; Anthozoa; Actiniaria; Edwardsiidae
Product: protein PHTF2
Exons: 21
Coding region: 262-2127 (621 amino acids)
Cellular component (GO): endoplasmic reticulum
Source: RefSeq, a predicted model, not a curated record